Molecule: messenger RNA, 4011 nt
Organism: Betta splendens (Siamese fighting fish)
Lineage: Eukaryota; Metazoa; Chordata; Actinopteri; Anabantiformes; Osphronemidae
Gene: arvcfa
Product: ARVCF delta catenin family member a
Exons: 17
Coding region: 454-3183 (909 amino acids)
Biological process (GO): cell-cell junction assembly; cell-cell adhesion
Cellular component (GO): cytoplasm; plasma membrane; adherens junction
Molecular function (GO): cadherin binding
Source: RefSeq, a predicted model, not a curated record
AGAGAGAGAGGGAGCGGAUGUGUGUUAGUGAGAGCUGGGAGAAGGAUGGCUGCUCAUGUUUGAACUGCCUCACAUGCUCAUAGGGAGAGUCAAGGCAAAAAAAAAGAAAAGAAUCCGCGCAGGCAGUGAAACAGACGUCUCGCUGGGGGGACGCAGCUUGUUCAUCAUUUGUGUAGAAGCAGAGAAGAUUCGGCAAUGCCCGCUGAAGUCAAAGAGAGAACUGUAGCGCUCCACGGCUUUGGCGUUCUCCCCCUGUCAUGAUGAAUGAAGAGGCGCGAGCCGCUUCACCUCCGCGCCGCUCUCUAGUAUUCGGUGCAGUCUCCUUGCGUGCACGGGGGACGCGACGCCAACAGCCUCGCCGGGGCGUGCGCACACGCGUAUGCAUGUCGAGGCGAGGCGAGGCGAGGCGAGGCGCGCGCGCGUGCAUGCGGGUGAAACGCACACGCGGGCCGCAUGAGGGAGAUGCUCUUUGAUUUGCAUCAUGAGGGGAGGUCGUCCCCGCAGGAGGAAAAUGCUGCACACGCUCUGGCGAGUGCGCCGGAGCAGGUGUCCGAGGGGCCCCCGCCGCUGCCGCUGCCCCAUGAGGCCAAGGAGGCGACUCCGGAUCAGCCGUCCGCCAGCGACGAGCUCGACACCCCCACCUCCAUCGCGUCCGUCGUGACCUCCACCAACGAGAGCUCCACCGAGACCGACACCCCGCAGCAGACGGACACCGAGGACUCGAAGGCCACGGAACAGGAGAGCGAGCGGGCCCGAACCGAGGCCCGAGCCUCCCCAGACGCGCAGCCGGAGACGUGCCUGGCGCCGGACCCACCGGACCUCGCGUCCGCUCCCGCUGCUCCAGAAAACCCUCCGGACGAGGAGCAACCAGUCGCUGAAGUAAACAGUGAACACACAACGACCGGCAGCAGCACCGCCACAGCGCCGGCGGUCCCGCAGCCCGCGGACCUGCAGCCGGUGAACCCGGACACCCUGAGCAGAGCCUACGCGCUGCCCGACGGCUACAGAGGCAUCGGGGGGGACUUUUGCGCGGGUUAUGGAAGCCUGUCCCGCGCCACCCUCCACAGCUACUGGCCGGCCAAAAGCUUCCAGCCGGGGGCCCAGUACCCCCUCCCCUUCCUCCGGGACAGCUACGCCCCGGCCGGACUCGGCGGCCCGGCGGACGGCCUCGGCGAACGCGGCGAGAACCUUCUGGACGCGAAGGCCGAGCACCCGGGCGCCGGCUACCCGACGCUGGGGGGCGUCCACCAGUUCAGGCCGAUCACCGCCAUGGAGCUCCUCAGAGAGCCCUCCAGAACCAGAGGCGGCUACGACGACGCCUUCAUGGCCCAGUUGGAGGGGAACCUCAAUCCCUUCUUCCAGGCCAUGUGCCGAGCGCAGACCCUGCAGUUCCCGCACAAGCGCAGCAGCAUGGUGAGCCUGGACAGCAUACGACGGGACCCCCGCUGGCGGGACCCCAACCUGCACGAGGUGAUCUCCAUGCUCGGCCACCCCAUGGACCCGGUCAAGUCCAACGCCGCCGCCUACCUGCAGCACCUGUGCUACGAGAACGACCGCAUCAAGCACGAGGUGCGGCAGCUGAACGGCGUGCCGAUCCUGGUGGAGCUGCUGGACCACCCCAAGGCCGAGGUCCACCGCAAGGCCUGCGGGGCGCUGCGCAACAUCUCCUACGGGAAGGACCACAACAACAAGAUAGCCAUCAAGAACUGUGAGGGCAUCCAGGCUUUAGUCAGGCUGCUGAGGAAGACCUGCAGCAUGGAGGUCAAGGAGCUGGUCACAGGAACUCUCUGGAACCUCUCCUCACACGAGCCCCUGAAGAUGGCCGUCAUCAACCACGGGCUCCAGACGCUGACGGACGAGAUCAUCAUCCCGCACUCCGGCUGGAGGCGAGCCGCCGCCGAGCCGUCCAAGCUGCAGGGCGCGGAGUGGACCACGGUCUUCAAGAACACCUCCGGGUGCCUGAGGAACGUGAGCUCGGACGGGGCGGAGGCGCGGCAGAGGCUGAGGGAGUGCCAGGGGCUGGUGGACGCCCUGCUGCACGCGCUUCAGUCAGCGGUGGUCAACAAGGACACUAACAACAAGUCGGUGGAGAAUUGCGUGUGCAUCCUGCGAAACCUCUCCUACCACGUCCACAAAGAGAUCCCGGGCGCCGAGCGCUUCCAGGAGCCCCACGCCGGCCAUCUGAUGAGGUCAGUGGGGCACCCGAAGAAGAAGAGCGAGGCCGACUGCUUCGGGGGGAAAAAGGCGAAAGAGGACUGGUUCACUCAAGGUUGGAAAAAUGGAUUUGUGGACAGAAAAUACGGUACAUUGGAUUUACCAAAACGUACAGAACAAACGCAAGGGCUGGAGCUGCUGUACCAGCCGGAGGUGGUGAGGCUCUACCUCUCGCUCCUCACCUGCAGUCACAAUCACAACACCCUGGAGGCGGCUGCGGGAGCCCUGCAGAACCUCGCUGCCGGACACUGGGCCUGGUCCAAUUACAUCCGGGCCACAGUGAGAAAAGAGAAGGGACUGCCCAUCCUGGUGGAGCUGCUGCGCUCUGAUGCGGACAAAGUGGUGCGAGCUGUGGCCAUCGCCCUCCGCAACCUCGCCAUGGACAGAAGGAACAAAGACCUGAUAGGGAGCUACGCUCUGAGGGAUCUGGUCAGCAAUCUGCCGUGUGGCCAACAGCACCCGGCCAAGAACCUGGAGGGGGACACGGUGGUGUCCGUCCUGAACACCAUCCACGAGAUCAUCACGGAGAGCCCAGAGAACGCCCGGGCGCUCAUCCAGGGCCACGCCGUGCAGAAACUGGUGGCCAUCAGCAAGUCGAGCCAAUCGGCUCGCGAGACCAAGGCGGCUUCUCACGUGCUGCAGACGAUAUGGUCCUACAAGGACCUGAGGAGCGCUCUGCACAAGGCCGGAUGGACCAAGAGCCACUUUAAGCCCACGACUACUGGAGUGACUAAAAAAUCCAAGAGUGUGAAGCAAGGCAGCGAUGACAUCACCUUGCCUCUCAUGGACAAAACCCAAGAUGUAUAUUCCAGUCUAGAACCAAAUGACAGAGUUGGAGAUAUAAAAGGAGCCGUUAUGGAAAGAGAUGCUUUGCAGGCGAUAAGCGAGCGAAAGCACUUCAUCAGAGCUGGCAGGCCUGCAGUGGGCCUCAUGGAUAACAAGCCUCCGCCGCUGGACUCCUGGGUGUAAACACGGCAACGCAGCCGGUCGGAUCCGGUAGCGGCACCUUCCACUGGUAAACCGUGGCUUUGUGUCAGUCCACCCUUCUUGUACAGACGAGAAAAACACAACGCUAAAACUAGUUUCCUUCGACAGAAAUAAUGUGCCAAACAUUUACACAUAUUUAUUACAGAGGUUAUUUGUCAAUAGCUUUGAUGGAUUUGUUUUUUUAGGGUGAUAGCAAACAGUAUGUCAGUAUGUAAACCUAUGACUGAUUAUGUAUGACACCUGAAAUAGCCUAAAUAUGCAAACAGUGAAUUGAGACUCCAAAGAAAAACCCAACUGCUACACUUUAUUUUACCUGCUGAGAGAUUAGAAACGCUUGUAGAGUUUCAUGCUUUUAAGACCGAAAGUGACGUGUGGAUCUCCUGUUGUUCAUUGCGGUUCUGGGCCAAAGAAGAUAUCAAAUUAUUUUAAAUAGUUUUAAAUUUUUCAUCAGAGAUAUUUAGGAUGAGGGCUAACACUGGCCUCGUCGUUAAAAUGAUUUGAUAUUCAGUUUAUCCUUGACAAAACCUGCCAUAAAUUAAACUGUGUGCUCAUUAGCAAAUUGUCGCUCCCUUCGAUUCAUGACAGGAAAAAUGGGACUGUAAAUGUGUAACAAAGGACUGUUAAUAUUCUAAAUGAAGGCAUUUAUAUUGUAAUAUUUAUUGUUAUACCCAUGUUAUUACUUAAAGAUUAUUGGUGUGUGUUAGCUACUACCUGUAAGUGAUCCUACCAGUCCAUGAGCAACUCUGCUUUGCAGUGGUACUUUUGCAUCGCGAUGUUGAAUGAAAAAUAAACAAUGUGCAUAAUUUCUCA